Messenger RNA from Anguilla anguilla (European eel), 2877 nucleotides. RefSeq names its product CUGBP Elav-like family member 4. The transcript has 13 exons. Gene Ontology annotation, molecular function: mRNA binding. Lineage: Eukaryota; Metazoa; Chordata; Actinopteri; Anguilliformes; Anguillidae. Gene Ontology annotation, biological process: regulation of alternative mRNA splicing, via spliceosome; mRNA splice site recognition. Gene Ontology annotation, cellular component: nucleus; cytoplasm; ribonucleoprotein complex. The record is from RefSeq and is a predicted model, not a curated record. The coding region runs from base 398 to 1855 and encodes 485 amino acids.
CCGAGGGGACACCCAUACCGAUACUCAAUGCAAAAAAUAUAAGCGUCUAAUCGGGGGUAGGAGGAACGGAGGUGUAAAGAGAUAGAGACUCCUCUGUCUCUCAAUUUCUUGAAUUAAUUAACACAAUAUACAUGAAACAAAACUACACCUCCAUAAGCCGUCUUUGAAAUACUUUAUAUACAAAUGUAUGUAUUUAUAAAUGUAAAUAUUUAUCUACAUUGACAUUACAGCUGGACACUCCACGCUUGCGCAACUCAGCUACACGAGUAUCUUAACUAGCCUACUCUUGAAGCUUACUGUAAGACUACUGCGACAACUACUGCAAUUACUACCAUUACUACUUGUACUUCCACUAAGACAAUUGUUAUUUCUGCUGUCAGACGUUCCCCGUUGGAAGAUGACAACUUUAACAAACGGACAGGUGGACGGCAUGGGUCACGGCAGCGCUGCCAGCACGAAUGGGCUCGUGAACGGAUUAAGCCACAGUCACAGCCCCGCGAGCUGCGCCACCAUCCCCAUGAAGGACCACGAUGCCAUCAAACUAUUCAUCGGGCAAAUACCGCGCAAUCUGGACGAGAAGGACCUCCGACCGCUCUUCGAGGAAUUCGGAAAGAUCUACGAACUCACUGUCCUCAAGGACCGCUUCACCGGCAUGCACAAAGGUUGCGCCUUUCUGACCUACUGUUCCAGAGAGUCGGCACUGAGGGCCCAAACUGCCCUUCAUGAACAGAAGACUCUGCCAGGGAUGAACAGACCAAUCCAAGUGAAACCGGCAGACAGUGAGAGCAGAGGAGAAGACAGAAAACUCUUUGUGGGCAUGCUCAACAAGCAGCAGUCGGAGGACGACGUGCGACGCCUCUUCGAGGCCUUCGGCUGCAUCGAGGAGUGCACCAUCCUCAGAGGCCCCGACGGAAACAGCAAAGGCUGUGCCUUUGUGAAGUACUCCUCGCACACAGAAGCACAGGCAGCUAUCGGAGCUCUGCACGGCAGCCAAACCAUGCCUGGCGCUUCCUCCAGCCUGGUGGUGAAGUUUGCGGACACGGAUAAGGAGCGCACUAUCCGGCGCAUGCAGCAGAUGGCGGGUCAGAUGGGUCUCUUCAGCCCCAUGGCCCUUCCGUUCGGCCCCUACGGAGCCUACGCACAGGCACAGGUGCAGCAGCAGGCAGCGUUGAUGGCGUCGGUGGGGCAGGGAGGGUAUCUGAGCCCCAUGGCAGCCUUCGCUGCCCAGAUGCAGCACAUGGCCACUAUCAACGGGCUGCCAGGUGGGCCACUAACACCCACGUCAGGUGGCAGCACACCUCCAGGCAUCCCAGCCCAAGCAGUGACCAGCAUCGCCUCCCCCAUCAGCGUGAACGGUUUCACAGGGCUGCCCCCACCUCAGCCCAACGGCCCACCCCCGGCAGAGGCCGUCUUCACCAACGGGAUACACCCCUACCCAGCACAGAGCCCCACUGCUGCUGACCCCCUCCAGCAGGCCUAUGCAGGAGUGCAGCAGUACGCAGCAGCCUAUCCCACAGCAUACGGACAGAUUAGCCAGACCUUUGCCCAGCCUCCUCCUCUCAUCGCUCAGCAACAGAGAGAAGGACCAGAAGGGUGUAACCUGUUCAUCUACCACCUCCCUCAGGAGUUUGGAGACGGCGAGCUCAUGCAGUCCUUCCUGCCUUUCGGUAAUGUCAUCUCCUCCAAAGUGUUUGUGGAUCGGGCGACAAACCAAAGUAAAUGCUUUGGCUUUGUGAGCUUUGACAACCCCGCCAGCGCACAGGCAGCCAUCCAAUCGAUGAACGGCUUCCAGAUCGGCAUGAAGAGGCUCAAAGUCCAGCUGAAGAGGCCGAAGGACGCCAAUCGCCCCUACUAGCCCCACCCACAAGUCUCACCGGGUUGGGGGGGGGGGUGACCAAUGGCGGAGCACAAUGGGGCUGAAAGGUUUUUGAAAUGCAUGUUGUUUACCUGGGAAACUAAAAAAAAAAUGUAAAAACUUAAAUAAAUAAAUUUACGCAUACUGAAUGCAGAAUGCAGAGAUACAGGAGCAGCGAGGAUCUGGAACUGGCCUGAAAGGAUCAAAUUAACUGUCAUUGCUGGACCUAAUCAACAGAUAAUAGCAAAGAUGGGAACCGUUGACAGGUGCCUAUGUGGGAACCUGGGGGGGGCAACCCCCAAACCCGUCCACCAAUCAGAUCUCUCCAAAUCUGGACAAAGCACUUCUGAAUUGCUAAGUACAAAUAAAAUAGAAACUAAUAAGACCAGCGGGGAGCAGACCAUGCAUACAACCGGACAAGUCCAGACCAAACAAAAAGAACAACUAGGCAAAACAAAAAAGCUCCACAGAGGAAGCAUAGGUUUUACGCAUUCAAAAAAAGGACAACUAUUUUGGAGAAGCUAACACACAGAACUGUGCUCUUUUGUUUUUUUCUCCUUCCUAGACUGGGAAAUGAUCUUUUUUAAGAGGCUUACAGACCUUUUUUCAGGUCAAUGUGACCCGGAUCAGCCAUCUUUACUUGGAGUGCCUCUCCGUUUCCAUGGGACGUUGUUACCAUGUUGACUCUUAGCAACAGUCUCCAUGGAGUCUUACUCAUCAUUCCUUAGCUAUUAUUGGGACCAAAGGACCGAGCAUUUUUAUCACUCAAAGACUUGCGGCUGCAGCUCAGUUGGACCAUUUCCGUAUCUACUGCUGUUUGCAAACGGCUUUGAUGAGUUAUGUUUAAAAAAAAAAGAAAAGAAAUAUUGUAAAGUUAAUAUAUCGCUGAUAUGCUUUUUAAAAUAAGAACUGUUCCCUGUUUGAUACUUGCAGCUGCUGUACAGGAUGCCAGUGUUGCCACGAAGGACAUUCACAAAAGCUUGUUCACAAUUGCAGCCCAAUAUCAAUCCUAGGUUCAUUUA